UGGUCUUGUUAAAGAAGGAACCCCUCAUCACCAAACCCAAACAGACCCUUAUUAUUAUUUUUUAUUUGUUCUUUUUUUACAUUUUCCAUGCACCUAAUAACGUAAGAAAAACGCUCCCACGGCUCUCUUCACCAUCUACUUCUCUUCUUCCUCUUCAAAGUCACCCCUUCCGAGAAACUCAAACCCCACAAAACCAAUCAACCAGGAGAUCCAUUUUCCGGCGAUCCAUCUCAAAAUGUCGACAGCAACCGGCGCGUUCAAUUCUCUGAAGCUGCUAACCGUGUUUCUUGUGGUUGCUGCUAUUGCAACUCCAAUUAAUGGCUCCAAUUCAAGAAAGCUGGAUGAGAGCCCCGCGUCUGGAUCGCCUGAUGCGGGAGUCAAGUGCGGUGGAUGCUCUUCGUGCCAGAAUCCAUGCAACCAAAGCCCUCCACCGCCACCACCGCCGUCACCGCCACCGCCUCCCAAGAAGCCACGGGCACCGUACUGUCCUCCUCCACCUCCACCACCUGCAUCUUUCUUAUACGUAACUGGCCCUCCCGGGACCUUGUACCCGAUAGACCAGAACUACGGCGGCGCCAGCCGGAACUUCAUGGUGGGGUUGCCAAUUUUGGCUGGUUGCGGAUUGUUGAAUCUUCUUCUUCUGUAGUGAGUUCAGGGAAGGUUCAGAUUUCAAGGACAGAAUCAGAAUUUUAGUGGAGAGGGAAAGUUAAUUGAAGUCCCUAGUGUUGGUACUUUCCCUUAUUUCAAGUGCUUCUUAAUUUGAAUAAGAAUCUUGCUACUUUCUCCAAUUCUGGUAAGGCGUACGAUCUUUAUGAGUUACAAUUCUCUUCUUCUAUGCUGUUUGUCCUAUGGCUUCUUCAUCGAUUUCCUAACGUGAGCAGAAAAUGCUUGAAUUGAGAUGAAAUUUGUAUGAAAUUAAAGCAUAAAGAAAGCCAGCCCACUGCCGAUUAUCUUCAGGUGAAUCAUUAAGUAGAGGCAGUAGCGACCAGCUUGUAUUUCCACUGCCGUGUCAAUUGCAUACUCGUUUUCUAUGAGCCCACCAAUUAUUGGGAAUAUGCUCAUUUGCUUGUCUUCAUUUUCACAUGUGGCUGACAUUUGUAUGAUGGGUUCAACAAAUUUUUGGGUCUUAUCCACCCCCGUCGGUAGAAUUAUUUUGUGCUUUGAUCCUAUCAUAAUUGAACUAUACUGGGUCUUUAAAUUA
Messenger RNA from Vitis riparia (riverbank grape), 1201 nucleotides. RefSeq names its product leucine-rich repeat extensin-like protein 6. The transcript has a single exon. The record is from RefSeq and is a predicted model, not a curated record. Lineage: Eukaryota; Viridiplantae; Streptophyta; Magnoliopsida; Vitales; Vitaceae. Bases 236 to 646 code for a protein of 136 amino acids.